Conger conger (European conger) is the source of this 4333-nucleotide messenger RNA. It is a transcript of the gene phc3a, whose product is annotated as polyhomeotic homolog 3 (Drosophila). The record is from RefSeq and is a predicted model, not a curated record. The transcript has 15 exons. Gene Ontology annotation, cellular component: PRC1 complex; nucleus. Gene Ontology annotation, molecular function: protein binding; zinc ion binding. The coding region runs from base 76 to 3000 and encodes 974 amino acids. NCBI's taxonomy places the organism in Eukaryota, Metazoa, Chordata, Actinopteri, Anguilliformes, Congridae.
AAAGCAUUGACGCAUUAGAACAUGAUUGGGACGAUGACAGUCUGAACCAGUGGCACGGUCACUCCGAGAUGGGUCAUGUCUAAUAUUAAUUCCAGGCAGCUUCCUGACUCCACGGACCAAGAAGAGACGGACACCAGGGGUCCGGGAGAGAUGGACAGCGAGAUGAGCGUGACCACCACAACUUCCACCGCCACCACUGCCCUGGCUGCGAACACCACAACCAGCACCUCCACCUCCACCCCCACACGUACCCAGGCACCCCCUACCUCUCUCUACAGCACCCCCUCUGACCGGCAGGCUGUCCAGGUGAUCCAGCAGGCCAUCCAGCGGCCCCAGAGCAUGGCGGCGCAGUACCUGCAGCAGAUGUACGCUGCGCAGCGGCAGCACCUCCUGCUCCAGACCGCAGCGCUGCAGCAGCAGCAGAGCCUGGCCACCGUGCAGCAGACCACGCUAUCAGGAAGCAGGCAGUCGCCCUCUACCUCCCCCUCGCCCAAUGGGAAUAUGCCCCAGUCUCCUGGAACUUCACAGGCCUCGAUCACAUUGCCCAGUUCGCCAGUGACAGCCCAGCUGAUCAGCCGGUCCCAGAACCCCACCUCAACAGCCACAGGGGGCGCUAUAUCCCAGCAGGCCAUGCUUCUGGGUAACGGCUCCUCCACCUGCAGCCAGGCUCAGAUGUACCUGCGCACCCAGAUGCUAAUUCUGACUCCAACCGCCACGAUGGGGGCGGUGCAGUCUGAGCUGCCCGUCAUUUCCUCUGCUUCGUCUCAGCCCACCUCCACCCAGGUCCAGAGCCUGGCUGUUCGGGCUAACCCACCCAACGCCCUGCCUGCGGCCCAGAGCGUCCCACUAAAGGCCUCCUCGCAGGGGCUGACGCUGGUGCCCUCCCUCCCCAAGAUGUCCAUCUGCCCCCUGAGGCCCAGCCAGCAGGCCGAAUCCUCUGACGGGCCCCCCGCGAGCGAGCCCCGCUCCACCGAGGUCACUCGCAUCCCCUCCACCCACCAGCUUAUUGUGCCAACAUCGUAUUCACCCAUUCAGCCACAGGCACUGGUGAAACAUCAGCUGCACUGCACAACCAGCCACAAGGGGGCGCACCACCAACUUAUCAUCCAGCAACCUGCCGGUGCCCUACGGCAGGUCCAACCAAUUGCCCUCCGGGUAACUGCACAAGAGACUCCUCCCCCCUCCCAGCAUUGUGUCUCCAUUCAAAGCCUGACCACGCCUACCCCAGCCACGGUCCAAUCGCAGCACUGCGCUGCCGUCUCUGCAGCGACCCUCCCCUGUGAGACCUCGCAGGCAGCCAUCCAGCAGCAGCCGCAGCAGACCGUGGUCGUGUCCCCGGCUCCUCCCCAGUCGCCCACCUGCCAAUCCCCAGCCAUUGUUAUCCAGCCCCAAGCGGCUCUUGUCCAAUCGCAGCCUCCGUCGGUGAGGCUUGGCCCUGCCCAGCUGCCUUCACAUGUUGAGUCGCUCCCUCUGUCUGUGGCGAUCACGUCGACCGGCACCCCGGUCUCCUCCCAGGCCGCCCAGCAUGCCGUCUCCCUUCCCCAGACCACGGCCCAUAAUCCCAUCGCCCUGCCCGCCUCGGCGCAGCCGCUCUCCCUGCAGGCUCUGUCUGUGCCGACUGGGCAGGUGCUGCUGUCCGAAGACGAGCUCCCUGUGGCUGAAGCGCUGGUCCAGAUGCCCUUCCAGAACCUUCCGCCACCACAAACCAUUGCUGUAGACCUGAAGGUGCAGCAGGCUGCCCCCACAGAGUCCCCUGCGGGGCAGAGACUAUACGAAGCGGAGGGGAUGUGCACCGAGGAAACGAGAGAGGACGGACCCUUGCACCUGCGCAGGAACAUGACUCCGACUCCGCCGACUCUGUCGCCAUCUACCAGAUCGGAGGGGAACAGCGAGGACACAGGCACCCACAAGGACAAUUGCACAGAUGUUUCUGGUUUCCCCUGCGGUACGUCGACGAGCAGCACCUCUGUGAUACGGUCCCCCGGAGAGCCCCCCUAUGCCAACUCCUCCCCCCCUCCCCUCCUGCCUGCCGUGGUAAGAAGCGCCAGCCAGCACCCCCCAGCAAGCCUCCCGGGGGGUCCUGAGAGCCAGCCCCUACAGGCGAUCGUUAAACCCCACAUCCUCACACACCUCAUUGAGGGCUUCGUCAUCCAAGAGGGGCUGGAGCCGUUCCCGGUGAACCGGUCCUCCCUGAUGGUCGAGCAGCAGGCCACUCUGCCCGAAGCCCAGGAGACAAAGUCCAACGGUGGGCAGCAGCCGCCCUGUGACGUACCCAUGGACACGGAGCCCCCCGAGAACUCCACCGAUUCGGACAUGGAUGACACACCAACUGCCGAGGAUGGUACAGAGGAGGGGUCGAUGGACGUACUGGAGUGUGAGUUCUGCGGGAAGAGAGGUUACGCUCACACGUUCCUCAGAUCCAAGCGCUUCUGCUCCAUGAUCUGUGUCAGACGGUUCAAUGUCAGCUGCACUAAACGCAUCAGCCUGUUGAAGGCUGAUAAAUCUGGGCGCUGGGCUCGUAGGACUGACGGGAGACGGGGCCGUCCACCUAGUCGGCCAGAUGGAGGCAACAGAGAGCACUUCCUCAGACAGGUGGCAGCUCCAUACAACAAUGCAGUGGACGGCCAGCCGUCACGAAAUGAGGAGGAAGAGGACGAGCCUCCCGUUCCCAUGACGACGAGGCUGAGGCGCCAGACGGAGCUGGAGCGUGAGCGGGAGAGGGAGCGGGGGCUGGUGAGGACGAGGGAGGCGUUGGGCGGUGUCCCUAGCAGCCCGUCCAGCGCCCCGCCCAACCCCACCCUCUGGACCGUUCAGGAGGUCUGGUCCUUCAUCUACAGCCUGCCAGGCUGCCAGGACAUUGCUGAGGAGUUCCGGUCACAGGAGAUUGACGGCCAGGCCCUGCUACUACUGACCGAAGAGCACCUGAUGAAUGCUAUGAACAUGCGCCUCGGCCCCGCACUCAAGAUCUGUGCCCGCAUCAACUCCCUGAAGGACGCCUAGAGAGAGAUAGAGUGGAGGGGGGGAGGGGAAUUAACCUGAAGGAAGAGAGAGAGUAACAGAGUAUGUGCGAGAAUGAGAGACUGAGCGUGGGUGAGACAGGGAGAUGAAGAGACAGAGAGAAUGAUGCCAAAGUUGCUGCUCUAAAUGUUCCAAGACCUGUGGACACAAGACAAAUGUGCAGCGGAUACAAAGCCUGACGUGUGUUCCUUUGUCCUUUCAAGCCCCUCGCUCCCUAAGCACCCCCAUACAGCCCCACAGAGGAUUUUCCCAUAAUGCACAGCUGCAUUAAGUAAACAAGUAAGCUCAGAUCACAUGGUAUCGCAACAAACUGUUUUAGCUGAGGAAAUGAAACUCACUGCGUUUGCUCCUGUUUCAGCUGGUCUGUUCACUGUGUAAAUUGUGGAAAGGUGUGUUUCCAGAGAUGGAUUUUAACAGUUUUUUUAGCAAUGCUGGGAAAGAACAUUCAGUUGAAAGCACAGGUGGCCAUCUUGGUUUUGUGCAGUGUCGUUGCCAUCCCCAGGGAACAGUGCAGGGGGAAAGCUUUAAAAUGCUGUUCAGAAGAGAACCCAGUGAGCUUUUUAUAUCGUCACAUGUUCAGGAUCUCAAUCUUUCUUCUUUCUCUGUGAAUUCCAGUUACCUGUAGCAUUCAAGGUAGACAUUGUAGCAGUGGCAGCAGCAAAUGUAGAUAACCACUUCAUAUGGUUGACCACAUCUGAGAUCACUGUCAUUCAUCUGAGUAAUUUACCGUCAAAUACAUGCUAAAGGUAAACCCAUUCUAAAUUAUUUCUCUUACUUAUUUUUACAUACAGUACAAACAUAAAAGCCCACCACAGGAUAGAAACAGGCUUGCAUUGAUCUACAUUUUCACUUCUUUAUAUUAAAUGUAACAGGUCAUUGUGCACUUUCUUCAGAGCAAGAUUGCUCUUAGAUUUUAAGAAAACAAACUGGCUGUGGUCAAAGUUUGUGCUUUACUUUAUCACUGUAACCCACAAAGGACUGCAUUUGAAAAAUGUCAAGUUACUAUUGUUUUACAAAUAUUCCAUAUUCUCUGGCAAAUAGAUAAAUAUCCUUGUGGACAUUAUAGAAGUAUUUAAUAUCUAGGUAGCAUGUAAAACACAUACAGUAUUCUAUUUGUAAAAACACAUAUAUACAGUCUAUGAUAAAUGACAGCCUAUGGUCCCGGUUGACUUCUGAGUCAUGAAUGAGUGUUGCUUGCUCAGAGGAAGAGAUGGUUUAUGUUUUUUUUUUGUGCCGAACCUGUAAAGAUACAUUUAUGUGUACUCUGUGUGUCUCUUUUGCAGAUAAUAUUUUUCUAUAAAUAUGUAUAAACAAA